GUAGUUAUAUUUUACUAACCAAAUACCGAAAAAAACCGAACCGAACCGAAACCAACCCGAUAUCCGGAUUGAACACCCGUAAUCCAAAUGAAGUCAAACUAUUGUUUCAUUCUCCAAAAUAUAAUAAAAAUAAUAACUUAAUCCCGCGCAAGGCGCGGGUCUUAUCCUAGUUUUUUAUUAUUCUCGCAUAUAACGUAGACGAUUAUUAUAAGGAUAUUAUAAGGAUAUUAUUAUAGAGAUUAUUACUGACGAUCCACUAAUUUAGUACACAGUUGUUGACUAUAUAUAAGUAGUAGGUAUAACGUGGGAGAUUAAUAUAGUAGAAUAUUGUCAUAUCACUUAUUAAGUCUGAACCGAUCCACCAAUGUAGCCAGUCUUUAAUAGACUACAAAAUAGUAGACAUUUUUUUUUUUUUGUAAACUAUAAAAUAUAAAAUAGUAGACAUUGAUGGCACACUAUCAUAUUACAGACUUGUUUGACGAUUGAAGAGCUCUUUAAUGGCUACAUCUUACGUCCGGCUUCUGCUUCUUGUUCUCGCACCACUCCUCUUCUUACCGGCUUUGUACGCUGUUGAUUUUGGGUACUGCAAUAAAAAUGGAUACGAUUACGGUAACUUCAGUCGUGUAGAGAUCUCUCCGAACCCGGUUGGACCUGAAGACAACUACCUAAACAUUACUGUAUCUGGUUAUGCAAGCAAACAAUUGAACAAUGUAACUAUAGAAGUGUACGCUAAAUCAAAGAAAACUACUGACCUUCUAGGAGGAUACUCUAUCUGUAAGGUGGGUAAUGCAUGCGUAAUUAGAUCUGGCCUCUGUUUUAGUCCUGAAUGCCCUAUUGAAGCUGGCACCAAGUUUGUGUUACCUAUUCCCAAAGUUCAAGUGGAUGACCUUGAGGAUGACUUCAAAUAUGUCGUAUCUCUGCUUGAGGAUGAUCUCGUCAACUCUUCUGACUAUGAUGAAAAGUUUAUAUAAAGAAUGUGUGUUGACUUCGUUGUACCUAUGUCGGAUUCCACAUUGGACUCUGCUUAAUCAAGUCAGUGGGUGGAAAAUAUGUUAUCAAGCAUUUUUAUGAGUUUUUUUCGACAUACUCGCUUGUCUUCCCCCUUUCUUAAGUGUGUUUCCAAUAACUAAUACCGAGUUCUGGUACUUUAUGUUGUAAUUUUGGUUUGCUAAUACAAACAUUUCACUCCAAUGCACACUAGAUUAGAAAACAAUCGAACAAAAACAAAAUUGUAGACUCUACCUUUAGCUCGUUCAACCUAACAGCCUAUCACUUGAUAUCCACAAGUGUGUCAACCAAAAGUAAACAAAUUUAUAAAAUAACUCCUUUAUCAUGUGUUCCGACUAAAUAUAUUACUCAUGUAUGUAACUUAGUUCAAAAGAGUAUCUCGCAGAAUUUACUUUAAGCACUCUUUUAAUUUUUAUUUCAGUUGAACAUACUUUUCUCAUAUGACGAAACACGGUUCUAUUCUCAUGAGUUAUCAUGAUUUAAUAACUUUUCUUCCUAAAGCAGAGAAAACAACCAACGGUGCAUUGCACCAACGUCUUAACGUAUAAAACAAUACAACUAGAUUUAGACCAAAAACAAUACAACUAGAUCUCAAAUCAAUAUACCUAACAUUGAGGAAAUCUCGACCUUGUCCAUUUAAAAUAAAAAUUAAACUUACAAUGUAAAAAAAAUCAAUAAUAUAUUUCUCGCCGAGCAUACUACAA
This is a messenger RNA of Brassica rapa (field mustard), 1712 nucleotides long. Its product is annotated as MD-2-related lipid-recognition protein 3-like. Gene Ontology annotation, biological process: sterol transport. NCBI's taxonomy places the organism in Eukaryota, Viridiplantae, Streptophyta, Magnoliopsida, Brassicales, Brassicaceae. The record is from RefSeq and is a predicted model, not a curated record. Gene Ontology annotation, molecular function: sterol binding.